This is a messenger RNA of Nestor notabilis (Kea), 402 nucleotides long. RefSeq names its product grifin-like. Lineage: Eukaryota; Metazoa; Chordata; Aves; Psittaciformes; Psittacidae. Gene Ontology annotation, molecular function: carbohydrate binding. The transcript is spliced from 4 exons. The coding region runs from base 1 to 402 and encodes 133 amino acids. The record is from RefSeq and is a predicted model, not a curated record.
AUGGCAUUGAGGUUCGAGGCCCUGUACCCAGAGGGGAUGAAAGUCAAGGGUGAGACCAGUUCCAGCACAAGCAUGUUUGAAAUUAACUUGCUCUGUGAUCCUGGAGACCAAAUUGCUCUUCACUUUAACCCUCGCUUCUCCAGCUCCAGGAUUGUCUGCAACUCCUUCCUUGCCAACCACUGGGGGAAGGAAGAGGUUAAUAACACCUUCCCCUUCAAAGCAAAGGAGUCAUUCCAGGUUGAAAUCUACUCUGACCAGGACUAUUUCCACAUUUUCAUUGAUGAAAACAAAAUCUUGCAGUACAAGCAUCGGCAGAAGCGGCUUUCAUCCAUCACCAAGCUGCAGAUUCUCAAUGAUAUUGCCAUUUCUUCAGUGGAAAUCACCAAACGAGGCCUUUACUAG